Molecule: messenger RNA, 743 nt
Organism: Homalodisca vitripennis (glassy-winged sharpshooter)
Lineage: Eukaryota; Metazoa; Arthropoda; Insecta; Hemiptera; Cicadellidae
Product: ladderlectin-like
Exons: 5
Coding region: 34-672 (212 amino acids)
Molecular function (GO): signaling receptor activity
Source: RefSeq, a predicted model, not a curated record
CUAUAGACAUUGUUAACUGUGCUCUUGAUCAAUAUGGCCGUUGUGUGGCGUUGUCUGUUGUUUGUAUCUUUAGUGCUCACAAAGUUUGUUUCCGCUUCCGUUACCAAUGCUAUACCUCAGAGAGAAGCCGGUCCCCUGUUAAGCCACACUCUGUCCGUCCUCAUGGGCCACUGGACUAUGCGAGGAUCUUAUCUAACAGCUGAGGACAAAGAAGCAGCUGUAGAUUAUGUACCACUUCAUCAGAGCAGCCCUUGUGAACCGUGUCCUGCACAGCCGAGUGCUCAGGGAUGCAAGAAGGAAUACUUGCUUGUGAAUGAACUGUCUUCGUGGUAUGAAGCCAUGGCGGGGUGCAAGAUGCGUGGACAACAGCUGGUCACCAUCAACAACAUCGAACAGUGGAAUCAGGUGCAGAGAGAAAUUACACUCAAAAAACCUGAUUACUUGACCAACGCAUAUUGGACUGCUGGGAUGAGCAUUAACAGCGGCAGUUUUGUGUGGGCCUCGACCUGGGAACCGUUCAAUUUCACCAGCUGGAGGGAUGGUGAGCCUGGGUUUCAAGGUAAAAUUAACUGUGUUGCAAUCGGCUGGCUUCAUAAACACAAAUAUGAUUGGAUUCAAAGAAACUGCAAUUAUGGAAAAUCUUUUAUUUGUGAAAAAUGUUCAAACCAGUAAAUUUUUAUAAUAAAGGUUGGUUAUAGCUAAGUUCAUAACUAAAGGAUAUUAAAACUAUAUUAUAACAAGAA